AUGCUUCACAAAAAAAAUUUAUCUUUCUGGCUAUUUUCCUUUCAACUAGCCUUGGCUCAUAGCUUAUAUUCAAUUCCAGAAGUCAAUGAAUCAAACAUCAACAUACUCGAAAGUCAAGCUCUUUCUGAAGUUCAAUGUUUAGAUGCCUGUUCCACAGCAGUCGCUGGGAUCCUCAACUCCCAAGGUGAUUCAUCCGUUGUCUGUGCAGAAAACUCUUCUUUACAAUCAAGCAUCACAAAGUGUCAAGCAUGUAUAGAUACUAUCCGCAGUCAACUUUCUGAGCAAGACCUGUUACUGAUUGACAAUAUAUUUUGCGAAAACAUAGAAAGCAAAAGCUUAGACACAAGUAGUUUCUUAAGUUCAAAUGAUUAUGAGUCAGAGUUUGACAGUAGUAGUAGCACUUGGCUUUCUUCCUCAAACUCUCUAGAAAUACUUAGCGAUUCAGAAACACUUGAGACUUCAGAAACACUUGCCUCAAAGUCCAAUUCAAUUUCAGAGGUUUAUUAUUCUACAGACGCAUAUUCCACUGAAUCUUUUGUCUCUGAGUCUUUUUCGUUUUCAAAUUCUUCAGCAGAGCCAAUAUCACAUUCAAGUUUCUCAUUUGAUUUUUCAACUCUUGAGUCCUCUGAAAACUUUGAGUCUUCCUUUAUUUCUUAUUCUUCUUUUUCCAAAUCAAUUUUGGAAUCUGCUUUCUCUUCCGAGUCUUUAGAAAUUUCAGAAUCUUCUCUACUUUCUUCAGAAUCCUCAACCUUCACUUAUGAACUAACCUCAGAGUCUUUCUACUCUUAUGAGUCUUCAGAAAUUUUAGAAUCAUCUUUAACCUUUUCCAAAUCUUCUGCUAUCAUUUCUGAACCCUCUGAGUCUUUACAACCUUCAAAUCCAUCUUCCACCUUUCCUGAAUCUCUUAACACUUCCGAGUUUUUAGAUUUAUCUUUGUCUUCUGAGCCAACUGUCAUUUCUUCAGAAUCUCAAUCUUCUAUCGAGUCUCUAGAGUCUUCCGAAUAUUAUUCCUCUUCAUCAAAUUCUUUUUCUAUUAUUUCUCAAACUCUCGAAUCUUCUAUCAUCAAUUCCGACUCCGACUCUGACUCCGACUCCGACCCUGGCUUUACCGAAUCUUUAGAAUCUGUCACAGAUAACAGCGAUUACUCAACUACAACUUCCUCCAACUACCACGUCAACAAAACAGUCACAGUUAUUUCAACUUCUCAAGUAGGUAUCAUUGAAACAGUAGUCGUCACCAUUCCCUGUACAAAAACUGCUUGCACAAGUCACGAAACAGUCGUCACUACCGUUACCACCAAUCCUCCUUCAUCUAGUGUCAUAGCUCCUACUUCGACUUUUCAAUCUUCUUCGCUUUCGUCUUCCUCUUUUUCUUCUACAUCUGUUGCAAUCUCUUCUUCCCCUCUUUCCUCUUCUUACUCUGUCAACACUGUUUAUGUUACAGUUCCUUGCACAAAAACUGUCUGCUAUCCUAAUGAAGUUGUAACCAUUUCAACACAGUACAUCACUAUCCCGUGCACUACAACUCAAACAAUAUCAUCGAUUCUUUCGACUACUAGCUCAGGUUCCUUAAAAAGCACAGCCACGGCUUCAAGCACCUUAGAGACUUUGUCAACAGAACCACAAACUUCUUUUUCAACUCCUAUUUUUACCUUUAGCCCCACUUCAACUUUUAUUGUCUCAACCUCCAGCAAAACUGGGUCAACAACAUCUGCUUUAAAUACACUUACUACAACAAAAACAACACUGGUUUCCAGUUUUUCAAAAGUUCCCAAUUCCAGCAAUUUUGGUUCAUCCUCCACUCUUUUGAGCAUUUCCAAUGCUGAUUCGGAGGUCUCUUCUUCUAUGGUUUCUACCUUGUCAGCUACUCCUACUUCAACUAAGAUUAACUCGUCUUCAUUUAUUUUAACUACCUCUACCUCCUCCACUAUUUUUUAUUCUACCACAAGCAAUCCCAUUUCCAGCUCUACAGAGUUAGCUGGUUUUCCAACAACCUCCGCUUCUUCUACUUUUGAGAGCUCUUCUUCUUCUGUGACACCAUCAAUCGAAAUCAUAGAAUCCACCAAAGAAUCAUUUUUAAUUACUUCUGAAACCCCCUCCACCUCCACUACUCUGACGGGUUCAUCGUCUUUGUCUUCCAGUUCAAUUUCUGUUGUAAGCGCCAGUUUUGAAUCUGCAACUAUACCCUUGUUUUCUGAGGCUCCUGUUGUCGAUGUUACACCAAGUGUUUCUACUUUGGUCUCCACAUUUGCCCUUGAAACAAUAGUAAGCAGUAGUGAUACCUCCAGUUUUACUACUCCCAUAACUUCAACCUCCUCCAUCCCAACAUUGCAGCCCGUCUCCACUCACGUUGUUUCAUCUUGGUUCUCUACAACGUCAACGCUUGAAACCGGGACCUUUUCCGGUACCAUCAUAACCCAAACAUUGGUCCAAAGUUUAGCCACGAGUUCUUUUCCAGAAAUUACACAACCCGUUGCUGAAUCUACGUCGUCGCCAAUUGAAACAUCUACUGUAGUCGAGCAAAAUGUUUCAAGUAAGGUCACUACUCUAGCCACAGAGUCACAUACAGUGCCGCUUUCCAGCUCGGGACUUGAAAGCACGUCGGUCGUGGCCCCAGGCACAACAAGUGCAACUAAGGAGACCACACCGGCUAUUACAAUCAAUAGUAGUACUACUACAACAAUGGCCCACGGUUCCACCCAGACCGUGGUAUCACAAGUGGGGCCCUCAUCGACAGUGAUAGCACCUACGCACCCUGUUGAACAGGUCAAUGGUGCCUCUUGCACACGGGGUAGUCGAAGUGCGGUUGCGGUGCUGGUGCUAGUGGCCGGCAUUCUAGCAAUGACAAUAUGA
This is a messenger RNA of Magnusiomyces paraingens, 2853 nucleotides long. RefSeq lists its product as uncharacterized. The transcript has a single exon. NCBI's taxonomy places the organism in Eukaryota, Fungi, Ascomycota, Dipodascomycetes, Dipodascales, Dipodascaceae. The coding region runs from base 1 to 2853 and encodes 950 amino acids. The record is from RefSeq and is a predicted model, not a curated record.